AUGCACUCUGGAACUGCAAAAGUUGUUGAAUACUGGGAAGCUAUCCUGAAAUGUCUUCAUAUUUACAAAGCAAAGCUAAUGCAUGGCAAUGAAGAUGAAGAUGCAAUUGAUCCUGAAGAGGACAAAGAUGAGCUGGACCGAAAACGUGAAGCUGUAGUUUUGGAGCAUCAAAGGAAAGUUCAGGAAGCCAUGAAAGCAAAGGCAAGAGUACCUGAUGAGAUGGAGAUGAAGGCCAUAAAAACGAUGUGA
Molecule: messenger RNA, 249 nt
Organism: Miscanthus lutarioriparius
Lineage: Eukaryota; Viridiplantae; Streptophyta; Magnoliopsida; Poales; Poaceae
Source: the annotation of a GenBank genome assembly